AUGAGUGACGAACAACGAACAAGGAUUAUUCUCCUUGACCAUCAUCAUCCAUUAUUGCUUUUUCCGAAUCAUGAUGAAAUUAAUAAUAUUGCCCAUAACAACACAACACAUCAUAAAAAUUUGGAUUAUGAAUUCAAUGAACAUCAUCAUUUCAUUCAUCAUUUAUAUUGUCAAUUACAACACAAGAUGAAAAAUAUCAAACAGCGAAAAUAUGGAUUUUCAAUCACAAAUUCACCACUCAUUCACAAAAUUAAUUUCAAAACUUGGAAUCGAGCAUUAAUCCAUUCAGAGAAUUCUUUUGAUCCAACUAGUGUUUGCAUUUCACAUUCCUUUCAAAUCAUUCUAGUGAGUGAUUAUCGUCAUUCUCGAGUAGAAGUUUUUGAUUUAAUUUCAAAAAAUUGGAAAUUUGGAGUUGACCUUUGGCCGGAUGGAUUUCCAACACAAAUGUGUGUUCAAGAAAAUGAUGAACAAUACAAUCAAGCUCUGAUCAUUGCAUGUAAUAGUUGCAUUUACAAGUAUGAUUUGAAACGUUUUCUGUCAUGUUGUGACAUUGUUUCGUCACAGCAAACAAACGCUCUUGUCAAUGCAUGUAUUUGGGAAAAUCGAGAUUGUGAUUGGGUACAAGGAAUGGCCAUUUCUUAUACUGAAAAACAAUUAUAUGCUUGUGAUUUCAUUCGAGGCGAUCUUGUUUUGUUGGAUUUACAAACUGGAAUGUUCAUUCGUAAAAUUCCAAUGACGGAUGCCUUUGCUGUUGCGUUUGCAGAAAACGAUCAAUUGUUGAUCGUCGUUAAAGCUGGAUCUUGUUGUGUGGAAAUUUUUAGAAAGGAAAAUAAUUUGGAAUGGAAAUUGAUCAAAACGAUUGGUGGUAUGGGAAAGGAAAAGUUUAAAUUCCCUAGUUCUGUCAUUGCCGAUCGAUUUUCGAGAAUAAUUAUCGUCGCAGAUCGUGACAAUAAGAGAAUUCAAAUAUUUUCAUUGGAUUCGUUUGAGUUUGUGACAUCGAUGGGUGAUGGACGAGAAGAACUCGAGUUUGAAUAUUUUCCAUACUCGAUUGGUCUUAAUGAGCUGAAUGGAGAGUUAAUUGUUGUUGAGCAACAGUAUUGA
This is a messenger RNA of Naegleria lovaniensis, 1101 nucleotides long. RefSeq lists its product as uncharacterized. Gene Ontology annotation, biological process: protein polyubiquitination; proteasome-mediated ubiquitin-dependent protein catabolic process; negative regulation of translation. The record is from RefSeq and is a predicted model, not a curated record. The transcript has a single exon. Gene Ontology annotation, molecular function: translation repressor activity; ubiquitin protein ligase activity; protein binding. Lineage: Eukaryota; Heterolobosea; Eutetramitea; Acrasida; Naegleriidae. Bases 1 to 1101 code for a protein of 366 amino acids.